AUGGAUAAUAAUAGUGAUAUCAAUAUUUCUCAAAAGGAAGAUAACCAAGAAGAUGGUGAUGCCAAAGUUUCUCAAGAUCAAAAAAUAGAAAAAAGAGAUAAAAGUGAAGAAGAAGAGGAGAAAGAAGAGGAGAAAGAAGAGGAGAAAGAAGAGGAGAAAGAAGAGGAGAAAGAAGAUGGUGAAGUGGAGGAGGAAAAAGAAAAUGGAAACGGAGAUGGGGUUCAAAAUACCAAUUUAGUAAAUAGCAUGAUUCAGUUUAUCAUGGAAACUACAAGUAAAAAUAAUAAAAAUAAUGAUUACCAUUUCCAAAAUCAUCAAAACUUAAACAACCACCAAAUACAAUCUUUACUAAAUGAAAAAGAUGAAAUUAUAGAACAAUAUAAUUACACAGUAAAAUUUCACACAGAAAAAUUUGAUCAAUUUAAACAAGAAAGAGAUAGAGGUUAUACAGGAACUAAUAAUUUAGGAGAGGUCCUUAUUCAUGUCAUGGAUGAAAUAAAGAGAAAACACGUUCAAGCAACUGGAGAACUUGGAGAAAUAUAUCACAGAUUUUAUGACUAUUGUAAUAAUAAUAAUGGUAAUAACAAUAAUAAUAACAAUAACAAUAACAAUAACAAUAACAAUAACAAUAACAAUAACAAUAACAAUAACAAUAACAAUAACAAUAACAAUAACAAUAACAAUAACAAUAACAAUAAUAACAACAAUUACAAUUACAAUAACAAUAACAAUAACAAUAACAAUAACAAUAACAAUAACAAUAACAAUAGCAAUAACAAUAAUAAUAGCAAUAGCAAUCCAGAAUUGUCAACACCAAGUACACCUUCUGCAAUUGAACCAAAGAAGCGUAAAAUAGACAAGUUUGAACCAAGAUAUGAAGAGGGGGAGAUUGAAAAUGAAGAAACUAAUAUCAGUGACUCCAGUUUAACAGAAAGAGAAAUUAAACUUUUAAAAAAGCUAAAAUCAGAAAAACGUAAGAGAGUUAAAUUACAAACAACUAUUGGUUCUUUAAAAGACUCAUUAACUAAUAACUUCAUGGACUAUGAAAUGGCACAUAUACAACUAAAACAAAUAAUCCUCAAAAAAAACAACAAAAUCAAAACACUCAAAAAUGAUUUAAAUGAAAAAGUGGAAACUAUUUUAAAAAUUAGGGAUUUAUUAGAUGCUUUCUUUAAUGUACUACUUUUAUUUUUCAAUGUUGCAUUGAUUCGAUUUAUUAAACAUUCGAAUUGA
Dictyostelium purpureum is the source of this 1233-nucleotide messenger RNA. RefSeq lists its product as uncharacterized. The coding region runs from base 1 to 1233 and encodes 410 amino acids. The transcript has 2 exons. NCBI's taxonomy places the organism in Eukaryota, Evosea, Eumycetozoa, Dictyosteliales, Dictyosteliaceae. The record is from RefSeq and is a predicted model, not a curated record.